Molecule: messenger RNA, 651 nt
Organism: Rotaria sordida
Lineage: Eukaryota; Metazoa; Rotifera; Eurotatoria; Philodinida; Philodinidae
Source: the annotation of a GenBank genome assembly
AUGUUUAAUAUUGUUAAUAGUAUUGAUAAUUGUUCAGUAACAAAAUUACGUGUUAAUAUGUGGAAAACCCCUGGUAUGAAAACAUCAAAAACAUACAAACAUAUUGCAUUUAUUCAAUUAAGUGAUAUUAGAAGUUUAUUUGAUAUUAAUCCAAUAUCAUUAACAAUUGAUGAAACUGAACAAUUCGGAAUACUUUGUUCAAUUGAUGGACAAAUACGUCAACUUAUAUUUCGUGUUAUUAAUGGAAAUACAAGUACUAGUACUAAUAAUUCAAAAUCUUAUUUUACUGAUUUAAUAUCUUCAUCAUCAUCAUCGAUUUCAACAUUAUCAAAUAGUACUACACAUCAUGGAAAUCAUAAAAUCGAUGUACUUUAUCAUUUAUCUAAAGCUAUUUCAGAUGAUCGAUGUUUACUUGAUAAAUCUUCACUUAUUCAAACAGUUACUAAUUCAAAUAAUAAUCAUCAUGUGUAUUGUUCUCAAACAUCAUUUGAACAUUCAGAAAUUGAUUCAGGUUUACAUUCAACUAGUCGUCUGAAUUUAUUAGAUUUAGCACUUAAACGUGAUCUUCAUAAAGCAAAUAAACGGUUAAGUCGAGCUUUUUUAUUUAGUUCAGAACCCAAUAAACAUUUAACAAAAAAAAAAACUUAUUAG